UGGCCAGGUCGAAUGUGCUUACGCCCGAGACACCAACCAGACUAGUGCGCACGACUCCGCGCUUGACGGUCCCUUUUACAGCAGUUGCUGUGAGUGCCGUAAAGCGGAGUUGCCGCUGCUGUUGGCUGAGAAAUAUUGUUCACAGAAAACAGGAUUACCUUUUUACCCCAAAAGAUGAAACCAACUGGGUUACUUUCAAAAGACAACCAAGUGACCACUGCAGACUGAUGAGUAGAAUCAGUAAGAACGUGAUUUUGGUGCUUUUAACUUUGACAAGUUCUGCAUUUCUGCUAUUUCAGUUGUACUACUACAAGCACUAUUUAUCAACGAAGAAUGGAUCUGGUUUAUCAAAAUCCAAAGGAAGCCAAAUUGGAUUUGACAGAACACAGUGGCGUGCAGUUAAAAAAUUUAUUAUGCUAACAUCCAGUCAAAAUGUACCCGUGUUCCUUAUUGAUCCUUUGAUUCUGGAAUUGAUUAAUAAAAACUUUGAACAAGUCAAGAAUACUUCUCAUGCCUCCUCUACUUCAGAAUGCAAGUUUUUCUGUAUUCCAAGAGACUUUACUACAUUUGCACUACAGUAUCAACUAUGGAAGAAUGAGGAAGGCUGGUUUCGGAUAGCUGAAAAUAUGGGAUUUCAGUGCCUAAAGAUCGAGAGCAAGGACCCCCGGCUGGAUUGGAUAGACUCACUUUCUGGAACUGAAAUUCCCCUGCACUACAUCUGCAAAUUGGCCAGUCAUGCCAUCCACUUGGUGGUCUUUCAUGAGAGGAGCGGCAACUAUCUCUGGCAUGGCCAUCUACGGUUGAAACGACACAUCGACAGGAAGUUUGUUCCUUUUCGAAAGUUACAGUUUGGUCGUUAUCCUGGAGCUUUUGACAGGCCAGAGUUACAACAAAUUACUGUUGAUGGAUUAGAUGUUCUCAUUCCAAAAGAUCCAAUGCACUUUCUAGAAGAAAUACCACACUCUAGAUUUAUUGAGUGUAGGUAUAAAGAAGCUCGAGCAUUCUUUCAGCAAUACCUUGAUGAUAACACUGUGGAAGCUAUGACCUUUCAGAAGCAUGCAAAGGAAUUGUUGCAACUAGCAGCCAAAACAUUAAAGAAGUUGGGAGUACGGUUCUGGCUGAGCAGUGGAACUUGUCUAGGAUGGUAUCGGCAAUGCAGCAUUAUUCCGUAUAGUAAAGAUGUUGACCUAGGAAUUUUUAUACAGGAUUACAAAUCUGAUAUUAUUUCAGCAUUUCAAGAUGCAGGACUCCCACUCAAACACAAAUUUGGGAAGGUAGAAGACAGCUUGGAAUUGUCUUUCCAAGGAAAAGAUGAUGUAAAACUUGACAUUUUUUUCUUCUAUGAAGAGACUGACCAUAUGUGGAAUGGAGGCACUCAGGCCAAAACAGGAAAAAAGUUUAAAUACCUGUUUCCCAAGUUUACACUGUGCUGGACUGAGUUUGUAGACACAAAGUUUCGUGUGCCCUGUGAAACUGUCGAAUACAUUGAAGCCAACUAUGGUAAGACCUGGAAGAUUCCUAUAAAGACAUGGGACUGGAAGCGUUCUCCCCCCAACGUGUGGCCCAAUGGAGUCUGGCCUAUUUCUGAGUGGGAUGAAGUUAUCCAGUUGUACUGAGAUAGUAGGUCAAAAUGGUAUUAAUAGAAUUCCCCUCCUGCACAAAAGGAAGAUGACUGUUUAAAAAGAUACAUGUCAAACAUAAGUAGGAACCAAAGAAAUAUGAGAAGUUUGAAGAUACAGAGUCCUAACUCCUGAGCCAUCUGAUAUAAUUCUCUCAUCUGACAUUUAUUAGAGUCUCCAUGUGCCAAGUGCAAUACUAGGUUACAGUGGAGAGGCAGAAAUGAGUGAGACAGAUGUCUACCUCUUUCCCCCCUCCCUUUGGUAAGCAACCCAGUUCCUUUGAGGGAAACCCCCUCACCCUUUGAAGAAUGUUCCUUUUAUAGAAUAUGAUAUGUUCUAUAAGUGCUUUCAGAAAGUUCAAUGUUUGUACUGGAAGGUGGGCUUACCAGGUGCAACUAAGGAAGGGUAUACACCAGUCAAAAGGAAUAACUCCUUUAAGCCUGUAUAUUAGGGCUACUUUUAAGGUUGUGGAUGCUGAGUUAAUAAUCAAGUGGUCAGAUUUCAGGUGAUGUCAAGAAAAGAUGUGAGGCAAUACCUUUUACAAGCAACCUGGUGUGGAAUUGAUUUAGAGCACAGGGCAUCAUAUAAGAAAAUGACAGUUUAUUUCUAGUCUUGUCAAAGAUAUGUAAAUUUCCAUACACCUUCUAUUUUCAUAUUUGAAGUGAAAAGAAAGCUUAUGUGUGUGUGAUGCUUCAAUUUCCGGCCAUUGUGAGAAUAUUUUCAUUGACCUGAUAGUACUCGUUUGACAAAUCAUUCAAGUGAGACUAUGCUACCAGACAUGAUUUCUAAAGGGCUGUGAUUUCAUAAAACUUAUUUUCAUUAUUUCAUUCUCAAUCAGUAGGUAAAAUAUGAGUGAUUCGUGGUCACUUAAUAUUUUCUGAAUUUAUAAUCCUUAUAAAUCCCAAUUUAAAUAUUAACCCUAAAAUAUUAAUAGAAAUACCUCUACUUUUUCUAAAUGUACUCCUCACUAUAUUUAUUCAUCAAUUACAGUUCCAUAUCUUUCACUUAUGGCCUAUGAACCAAUUUCCAUGAUAUGUAAGCCUGCCUGUUCCCCUCCUCUUCCAACACUACAGCAGGACUCCAAAAUGCACAUAAGUGGCAAACCUGGCAGCUUGCCCACCUGAGAUCAUCGUGUUUGUAAAGUUUGUAUCCAUUCCCAAUUGUCCUAUCUAUUGAAUAUUGUGGGCGAGGGCAAGAACUGAGACAUCCCUACUUUAUCAUGUACCGCCCACCCUGAAACCCCUGGUUUCCUUUCUCCCUUGGAGAUACAUCUCUGAGUGGGCUGGGAUGGCUGUGUCUCCCCAACUCUUCAUGAGUCACUUUGAUUGCGUAUUCUCGGUGACAGGUAAAGGGAUAUCAGGCACCGGAAGCAUGCUGUUUUUUCUUUGUCCAGAAUAGGAAGCCAUCUUACAUUUUAUCUAGGCUGCUUAGGGCUACUUUCUGGACCAAACUGGCAGAUUGUCCUCUACAACUAAAGAAUAAUAGUAAUAUCAUAGAUGGAAACCAGAAGAGAGAGUGGGCUGAAAGUUUUCCUAAAGCAAAGUUGGGGAAAGCUACAACCUAUGACCACACCACUCCAAAUUAAAAAAUAACAAAAACUUUUUUUGAUACAUAAUAACCAGUGAUCUUCCUCUCUUAGGAUGAACUUUCAGUGCAUUGUCAUUGGGUCUACUCAUAAAUAACAUAAUUAAGUUUUUAGGGUUACCAGUAAACUUGUCCCCAGAUGACAGGUCAUUGUAAUCAACUUUCUCUUUGCUAGAGAAUCAGCCCAUAGAAAUUAUACCCAAAUUCUAAAUAGAUGAACCUUAACUUCUUUUUUUCAUGAUCGAAAAAUUUUAACAGGUAUUAUUAGUGUUCCUGGGCAAAAUCCACCUUGUUUAGUGAGAAACAUUAGUGAGAAGCGCAAACUUAACUUCUAGAAGUGCAUACACUACACAUUUCUACCCAUUUCAGGUUGGGUUUCCCGCUGUUCGCCAGGGUAGGAGGGUCUUACCCACUCUCUGUUUAGGUUAUUUCAUUUUAUCUGUCCCUGAAGGGUUCAGAAUCUAAACUAUCUUGUUCACAUUGAUAGAGGUUCCAUAUCUAUUCCCCUGUACACAACUGGCUGCUAAAAUACCUUUUUUUUGACUGCCUUCUGGUUUCACAGGCUCUAGAUCUUGGAUCCUACCCUAAGUUGGCAGAAUGAAAGCCCUUCCCUAAACUCUGAAGGCCAGGCUUGCUCUGACAGAUUCAGUUAUACUUCAUUCCGUGCUUCUUAACCAUUGCACUCUGCUAAGUGACCAGAGACCUUGGAUCCACUAAUCAGCACCUCAUCAGAUCACUUUUCUUUCCUCACCUGCAUAUUCCAACAGUAAUUUUCCUAAUCUGACCAUUUCCAUGUACAGUUUGCCUGGCUUACCAGGAGAAAACCUCUUAUGUUAACUUGGUAGAAGUUAUACAUCCAUGGAUGUCCCCAGAGAGGUCCUGAGAGUCAAGACUGACAGUCUGUCACUUGACAACCAGGUGGCCACUCAUUCCUUCUCUAAGCAGGGAGCUCAUGUCCUUCUCUCCUCUGCUGCAACUGCUGACAUCAGGAUCCAGGAAUAAAAUCUCAAUUCUCCAAAUGGAGCCAUCCUGAGAAGCUGAGCAGUGGGACAAACCCUGAAAUAUGACCACUAGAUGGCAGAAUGUGUGCCACCAUUCCCCCAAACACGUUAACACUCAUGUGAAAAUCAGCCUGCACUUGAAUUUUAAGAGCCAGAGGGAGCUUCACUGCAACAUUUGUUUUAACCCUUUUAUUUUAUAGCUGAAUAAAUAAGCAUAGAAAGGAGUGAUCUGAGCAAGAAACAGUUGGGUCUCUUAACUCAAGAGUGCUGUGACUCCUGGUAUAUGCCUGUUUCACUGAUCACAGCACAGCGUCUUUUUUUUUUUAAUUAAAAAAUUUUUUUUGGUUGUGUCAGGAAGAUCUGCUGGAGAAGGGAAUGGCUACCCACUCCACUAUUUUGCCUGGAGAAUUCCAUGGACAGAGGAGCCUGGUGAGCUACAGUCCAUGGGAUCGCAAGGAGUCAGACACGACUGAGCAACUAAUGCUUACACUCAGCAUGUGGGACCUUUAUUCCCCAACCAGGGAUCAAAUCUGUAACCCCUGCAUAGGAAGCACCAAGUCGUAACCACUGAACCACCAGGGAAGUCCCCCAGCACAGAAUCUUUAGCCCUGCUUAACAUGCUUGACCGAGAAGUUUACAGGAUGUUUUUGCCAUUCCCCACUUAAUAUCUUUCUGCUCAGAUUAAGAGCCUGAGGUGAUAAAGGGAAGUGUUUCUUUCUUGUCCAGAAUGCUUACACUGUCUUCAUACCUUUAUCUAAAACAUGCCUUAUCUCCAAACGGUGAAAUAGUUCAUGUUUGGAGGCAUUAGCCUUUGGUCAUGAUAUUCUUAAUAUCCAGGAGCGCCUGAUUCCCUUAGGCUCAAGAUGUAUCCCAUUUCUACUUGCAUCUUCCACUUCUUCAGGAAACCAUUAACACCAGGCCACGAAGUGCCAAUUUCUGCAGACUCCUUUCUCUUCCUCUUUAUUGAUACUCUCUUAUGAAUACAAGUAAUUGACAAUAGCCUGUGCUCAUUUCUUUUUUCUUUGUGAUCCUAAACCAUGGGUUCUAGCGUUAUAGGCUAUAAAGCUUCAAAUGGCACAUAGGACAGCAAGGUAUUACAUAGGAAAGCAGGGAUUUAUGGAUUGGGGACCAGAGCUGUGUCUAGGAAACAAACCUGAGUGAAUUCCCACUCUCCAGUAAACCCUCACCCACUGUCACAAGGCUGAGGCUGCCAAUGUCUCUGAGUCCCUAGUUCCAUCUUCUGGAAACUGAACAGUUCUUUUGUUCUCCAUGUUAUAAAUCCUCAGGAGACAUUUCUCCCUCAAAACCUAGUCAGAGAAAGUGCCACAUUCCCACCUUCUAACACAUAGUCAUAAUUUGUAACAGCUUUAAAGCCUGGGAAAAAUUCUAGUUUUUGAUGAAUCAAGAGGAUUUCUCUGAAGAAAUGUCCCAGCAGCUAUUUCUCUUUCUUCCUCCUCUUCCUCUGUCACUAAGACCCAGGCUAGGUUACCUCUAACAUGUCACUUAGGGAAAGUGGCAUGUUAGCAUAAAAGGGCACAAACUUUUAAAUUAGGCGGGAGUUUGAGUCCCAGCUUCAUUAUGUGGGUUUUAUGGUAGGGAACCUCAUAGCUUCAGUUUCCAUAUGAGUGAAUUGGUGAAAUGAUGGAUAUUUAUGAUUUUUUUAAGUUAGGAUUAAAUUAAGUGUACCUAGUAUCGACCUAGAAUUAGGUUAAUACUCAAGAAAUGUUCUGUUUCUUACUUCCAAAUCCUUUUCUAAUUAUUCUUCAAAUGGGAUGGGAGAAACUGGGGUAGGACACAGUGCCUACUCAGAAGAUUGCAUGACUAAAUUUGCCUAGGGAAAAAAAAAAUGUUUCAUUAUAACAAGGCAUCAAAUUGUAUGGUUUAUGAAUUCAGAGAUAUUACCGUGGUGCUUCCUUCUCUAUAUUGAACAGGUAUUUUCAUUUUAUUGGUCAAGUGAUUGUCUUCUAGAGUCUCCUUAUGCUAUUCCAUAUACUACAUAGUUCUAGAUCCCAAGCAGGUCACUCUCUGUACUUCCCUAUGUUUGGUGCUUGCUCUGCCCUGAACUUUUGUCUCAAUAUUAUAGCUUUUCCUGGAAGUAAACCCUCACCUCCUUGUUAGUAAAUCUCUGCCCAGCCGAAAUCAGGUAUAAGCGAUUUGGAGAGGGAGAGAAUUUGGGAUACUUACUUUACUUAAUUUUUUGUGCCCAUGAAUACUAUAUCAGUAUGAUUAAAGAGGAAUUGAUAAUAGUCAUUUCCACCUUCUUCCCUCAAAUUUAUGUUUCUGUUUCAACUAGGCAAGAGUCAACAGGGUCUGUGAUGCUAUUUUAAGCUCUUCCACAUCAGACUGAAAUCUUAAUUAUAGCUUAUAAGUCAGACAGACCAAUUCAGUGGUAAUACUUUUUGUAUGGGACCUGUGUUUAUAAAGGAGGCAAGUAUAAAUUUUCUUGAGGGAAAUCUCUGUUUCUUUAUUCUCAGAACUUAUAUCUUAGAAUGCCUUCCUUGCCAUCCCCCAGCCCAACCCAAUGCAGAGAUUAUGUUGGAACCCAUGAGCCACCCAAGCUGCUGUGUUUCUAUGCACAGCUCUCACCAUGGAGUUGAAAGGCUGUAUGAGGAGAAUUAGAAGUACUGUAUUUUGUUCUAUAAAACAAUAUAAACUGUCUCAAGUACCAUUAAAAAAAAUUACAAGAUUUUAUAGACUUAUAAUGACUCAUUUGGAGCAUGGGGAAUUGUUCAUGUGUUUGUUAAAUAAAAAUCAUAAGUAGCUAUUUGUGUGUCCUACAUCAUAACCAGAAAAAUGUUGAUUUUUCUAAACAAAGUGAUAUUUUAAAUGUGAGUAAAUUUCAGUGUAUACUUUGUUUAGUCACUGAGUCAUGCCCAAUACUUUGCGACCCCAUGGACUGUAGCCUGCCAGGCUCCUCUGUCCAUGGGAUUUUCCAGGCAAGAAUACUGGAGUGGGUUUCCAUUUAGUUUACUAUUUCACUUUAUCUUCAGGUACAGAUAGUUUGUGGUACUACUGAAAAUACCUUUAAUAUUAUUUUGAUCAGAAUUUGUAAUAUAUAAUCCUGUUUGGGAUGAUGAAUAAAAUUUUUCUAAUCACUUGA
Messenger RNA from Cervus elaphus (red deer), 7304 nucleotides. RefSeq names its product fukutin (gene FKTN). The transcript has 10 exons. The record is from RefSeq and is a predicted model, not a curated record. Gene Ontology annotation, cellular component: Golgi membrane. The coding region runs from base 228 to 1616 and encodes 462 amino acids. NCBI's taxonomy places the organism in Eukaryota, Metazoa, Chordata, Mammalia, Artiodactyla, Cervidae.